AUGCAAAAUUUUAGGGAUUCUGGGCGAAGGUGGUACUCGCAUUUUUGGACCUUCUCAGAAGUACUCAUCAAGGGACAUUGCUUCCCACACAACCCUGAAGCCCAGGAUAUGCAGGAGGAACUGCAAAAGAGAAAUCUUAGGGAGGAGCUGGAAGAGCGUGAGAGGAGGCAUUUUUCUUCAAAGGAUAAGGCCUAUGCUGAAGAUAGAGAUCGCAGAAAAGGAGGAAGUGGAGGCCACCUACUAUUGGAAGGGAGAAGAGAUGCUGAGGAUAGGCUUGUUCCACGCAAUGUAGAUGCUGAUGAUUCUGAUGUAGAUGUCAAAAGUGAAGAUGAAGAUGAUGAUGAGGAUGAUGAUGAGGACGAUACAGAGGCUUUGUUGGCAGAACUUGAACGAAUAAAGAAAGAAAGAGCUGAAGAGAAAUUACGGAAGAAUACCUGGAUCCUAGGAGGUAUGAAGGGGUUCCAUGCUCUUGAUGCACGAAAGAAGGAAGAGACUGAGAAUACACCUAUGGGAGAGGUGGCCCAGAUAAUCCUGUCAACUCAGAUAAUCCUGUCAACUCCAGAGUGCAUGAGGUAUACAUAUUGAAUAGUAUCAGCCAUGGAACUGAAUUCCUCGAGCUCAACGGCCUCCAAGAUCUCAAACUUCCGACAACACUAAAAUUGUCAGCUACCGAGGAACCAGCAUCACAGGCUAAACGGAAAAGGUUGGGGAGUGUUACCUACCCAUACAUUGGUCCAAAAUUUGACUCUAUUCCCUUCCCUUGAUCGGAACCGAAUAUUUUGGAUGAACAGUUCACGGCUUCGAAGCACAGACCUCCAGAAGCCGGAGAUGUUGCUGUUGUUCUUGCACUCAGGGAUCCAAUGGUCAACCCGCGAGCAGUAUUUAAACUUGACAAUCUCCCUCCAUAAGUCUUCUGGUUGGGUGGCAUACGUCCACCACCAUUUGGCUAGAAGGGCCAUGUUAUGUUCUCUAAGACUUGCCUCAACGAAGCCCUUUGGUGUUCCAUUAAUGAGAAUUGAGAAGGUACGAUUGGAAUUGCGUCCUUGGAUCCAACUUCUCCAUUUAGAGCCAAACGCCAUUCUCCUCAAAGUCUCGUCUAGAAGUGACCAAUCAACAUGUUCAUGGGAUUUUUCCCAAUCAAGUUUGACAGCCAAGCCGGGGAUCUUAGAAGAUUAGUGAGAAUGGAUGCAUUCAUGCGCUACAAGUGCCCCAUCUAGGAUCUGGCGUCCCUUGACAAAGGCCCCUUGGGAUGGGGAGAUGAUCGAAGAGAGAGCAACCCUCAAUCUCGAAGCAAGAACUAUAGACAAAAGUUUGUAGGAACUGUUGAUCAAACUAAUAGAUCUAAAAUCCUUCAAUAUGUUGGCCCCUUCAAUUUUAGGUGCAAGUGCAAUAAACGUGGCAUUCAUGGCUUUGCCAGUCACUCCGCGAGCGUGGAAUUCCGCAAAGAAUUCGAGAACGUCGAGGCGAAUAACUUCCGAGAACUGUUUGAAGAAAGCUAUGGGAAAACAAUUGGAAAUAUCACUUCUCUGGGAACUAUGCAGGCCUACUCACAUCUUUUUUUUGGUUGUCCUUUUUAUUAUAGAAAAAUGGUUUGAUAUACCCAACUUUUUGGCUCACCUGAGGUUCCCCACCCCUUAAUUUUACUUUGGAUGUGUAAAGCCCCCCACCUGUUGGGAUGGAGUGUUUGGAUCUGUAAAGCCCCCCACCUGUGGGAUGGGGUGGGGAAUGCGAGUCCUUUGACCUACUGUAAUAAUAGUUAACCUUUCUCAGGGAAAAAGACAAAAAUGGAAAUUUUGUAAUAAUAGUUAACCUUUCUCAGGGAAAAAGAUAAAAAUGGAAAUAUCACAGAAUGUUGCUGCCAACAGAAUUUGAAAUCAAAACAGAAUUAAAAGUAGCACAAUACGAAAAGUUUUUAAGUCGGGAUGAAUAAUGGCUUUCUCUUGUUUGAAAAAUAAAAACCCAAAUAUGGGUUCUUGUAACAAGGCUAAUGAGAAAACAAUAUGACAUACAA
Molecule: messenger RNA, 2011 nt
Organism: Amborella trichopoda
Lineage: Eukaryota; Viridiplantae; Streptophyta; Magnoliopsida; Amborellales; Amborellaceae
Source: RefSeq, a predicted model, not a curated record